Acaulospora colombiana is the source of this 796-nucleotide messenger RNA. NCBI's taxonomy places the organism in Eukaryota, Fungi, Glomeromycota, Glomeromycetes, Diversisporales, Acaulosporaceae. The record is from the annotation of a GenBank genome assembly.
UAAUACUAUCGCCCUUGACUUUGGACGGGCUCUAUUUGGACCAGUAGGCGCUAUUGUCUUUGCAUGUUUGGUCGCAGUUUCGUGUUUUGGCGCUCUAAAUGGUGCCUUUUUCACUUCUUCGCGUCUUAUCUGUGCAGCGGGUCAGGAAGGAUUCCUACCCGAGAUGUUUGGCCAACUACAUCCAACGAGGAAGACGCCCAUGAAUGCCACGAUCUUACAGGCUGUUGUCACGCUAGGUUUCGUGAUCUUCGGAGGAGGGUUCAGAUCUCUUGUCAAUUUCUACUCGGUGGCUAGUUGGGGGUUCUACUUUUUGACCGUCCUCGGCCUCGUGGUCCUCAGGUUCAAGGAACCAUACCUCGAAAGGUGGGGAGACAUUUUUGAUAUCCAUCCCAAGCGCCCAGCUAACUAUUUGAUUCGUAGACCGUAUAGAACGUUUAUUUCCACCCCCUUGAUAUUCUGCGGGGUGGCCCUUUUCUUAUUGUCCAUGCCUGUUCUGGCUGCUCCUCUGGAGGCUCUUGCAGCGCUCGGCAUCCCGAUGUACUUCCUCACACAAUCUGAGUAUGCAAAUCGGCCAGAUAGCUUGUUAGGUAGAUUCAAGGCGUGGGUAAACUCGUUGUACUCGGACGGCCGUCUCAGUCGAGGAGGUUGGACAAGAGUUGCGACGGAGGCCGACCCGGAUGAAAAUCACCAGAUCUCGAGGGUCUCAGAUCUCACUGAUCUUCUCUUCAGCAGGAACGGAGAAACCUACUCCAGUGAACGACGACUCCUUAUGAGAAUGCGGGUGUAUAAGAGGUGA